AUGUCGCAGUACAUUCCCCAGGUUUCCGCCCAAUCCCUUUCGGAUAAGAUCAUUCUUAUCACCGGUGGCGCUAACGGGAUCGGCGCGAGUCUCGUAUUUCAAUGUUUGGAAAGUGGUGCCAAUGUUUGCUUUGGUGACCUCGACAACAUUGAAGGCGAGCGCUUACUGAGAAAGGCUCUUGCCCAAUUUCCCACGGAGGAGCCAGGCCAGACCCCACGGGCGAUCUUCCAGUCGACUGAUGUCACCAACUACCAAUCAGUGCUCGGCUUAUUCGAUUUGGCCUUCAAUACCUACAAGCGCAUUGACCAUGUCGUCUCUGCAGCGGGAAUUAUAGAAAUCGGUAAUUGGUUCGAUUUCGGAUUAACUCUGCAGACAGUCCGCCAGACUCCGACCCACAAAGUGCUGGAUGUCAACCUCAUUGGAUCCAUGUACGUGGCCCGUAUCGCCUCGGUCUACCUGCGCCAUAAUCGUGGCCCCGGCGCCGAUCGAUCCAUCGUUCUCUUUUCAUGCUCCUCCGGGUUCAAGCAGAGCCCCUCUCUGUUCGUUUACCAGGCAUCCAAGCACGGCGUAGUAGGUCUUAUGCGCUCACUGCGCAGCUACAUCUCAUCUCCAUACAAGCACAACAUCCGAAUCAACACCAUCUGCCCAUGGAUGACCGAGACCGACAGUAUUAAAAAGAUCAAGCAUCAGUGGAAGGAAGCUAGCCUCCCAACUAAUACCCCACGCGACGUCUCCUAUGUUGCCGCGGGUAUGCUGGCUGAUUUAUCUCUCAAUGGUGAAUCCAUGUUCAUCGAAGGUGGACGCGCCUGGGAGAUUGAGCAGAACAUCGAGCGGCUCGAGGCUCAAUGGUUGGGUGUAGAGCCAUCCAAAUCUCUCGCCGCUGGACAAGAGUUACUGGACGAUGGUUCUGUUUGGACGGCUGUUCCCCGGAAAAUGAGUAAUAUCUCUGUUGAUGGUAUCCCUCCAGGUGUUCCCCUUGCCAAGAUCAACGGCGUCGAUGGUCGCAAGAACAGCCUCUCCAAUGGGUGCGCUAACGGACACGCUAAUGGGAUCGCCAAUGGUGUGCAUUGA
Molecule: messenger RNA, 1071 nt
Organism: Penicillium odoratum
Lineage: Eukaryota; Fungi; Ascomycota; Eurotiomycetes; Eurotiales; Aspergillaceae
Exons: 3
Coding region: 1-1071 (356 amino acids)
Cellular component (GO): cytoplasm
Molecular function (GO): oxidoreductase activity, acting on the CH-OH group of donors, NAD or NADP as acceptor
Source: RefSeq, a predicted model, not a curated record